UGAAACCACCAGCAUCUUCGUGGAAGAUUUCUACUCACGUUAAACUGUUACUCUGUAAACAGUUACAGUCUUGGAGACCCACGGGGGGUGCUGUGAGUCAGCAUUGACUCGAUGGCACUGAACACCAAAACAUCCCCUACAACAAACCAGGCACGUGGCUCGGAGGAAAAGGGGAAAGCUGAUAAUGCCAAGAAGGCGGAGGAAGAAGAGGAGAUUGACAUUGAUCUGACAGCACCGGAAACAGAGAAGGCGGCUCUUGCCAUUCAGGGCAAGUUUCGGCGAUUCCAGCAAAAGAAAAAGGAUCCCAGCUCCUGAAUGACCAACCUCGCCCUUCACCCUGCUCCCAUCUCCCGCCUUCUCCACAGCCCUAACUCCUAUGUAUUUUGUCCCUUUGUCCCUCUGGCCUCCGUUGAGGCAAGUCCAGUUUUCUCUGGUCCCUUCAAGCCAUCACAGCAGUAGAGGCACAAGGAACAUGAGAAAGAUAAAGACUUGAGUUGGCAUCCACUUGGCUAAGGCUGGACCACUUUCUCCUGGGCAUAGUGCACUUUGAUCAUUACCAUUGUCUGCCUUUUGGGGUUGAGGAGGACACUUUGAGAUGGAGGGAAGGGCCCCAGGCAAUAUGGGGAGGGAGAAAGCCCUCAGGGUAGGGGGCCAGAGAGUGGGGCAUAUGCACUGUUCUGCCAAUUGCAACAUUGCACUUCAGAUAACACUUCUUCCCACCACCACCUCCAACUCCUCUCCUAAGAGCUAAUCCACAAUGGGGACUUGAGUCUCCCUUUCCCCCAGGCAGACCUAAAUCAAGCAGUUUACCACAUUAGUGCAUGUUGAGUAGCUUAGCUCCAAGGCAGGGGGACUGGGCCUGAUAGAGGCAAGGAAAAGUUUCCUUUAUCCUCUAGUCUAGAACCUAAGGGGCAGAGAGGGUGAAGAUGCUCAAGGGGCCACAGACAAGGAAGUGAGAAGGUUUAGAGAGGGAAAGGAAAGGAAAGGAAAGGGAGAUCUCGGGAGGCACAAGUUCCUGCAGGUAAAAGUGUAUGACAUGAAGGCUUCUUGGGGUAUAUGCACUGUUCCACCAGUGGCUUCCUCAUCCCUACUUGUACCUCCCAAGUCUAGUCAUCCCCAGAGGCCACACAGAUUAAGUGACCCCUGUAAUUCCCACCUGAUCCGCUGUGGAGUCAGGACAGAAAUGGAAUAGUCACUCAUCUGUGACUUUAGCAUGUUUAAUAAUUAUAACAAUAAAAAAACCCUCUAAUGGGUCCAUUUAA
This is a messenger RNA of Echinops telfairi (small Madagascar hedgehog), 1262 nucleotides long. It is a transcript of the gene PCP4L1, whose product is annotated as Purkinje cell protein 4 like 1. NCBI's taxonomy places the organism in Eukaryota, Metazoa, Chordata, Mammalia, Afrosoricida, Tenrecidae. Bases 112 to 315 code for a protein of 67 amino acids. The transcript has 3 exons. The record is from RefSeq and is a predicted model, not a curated record.